Toxotes jaculatrix (banded archerfish) is the source of this 1622-nucleotide messenger RNA. RefSeq names its product thioredoxin-interacting protein-like. The transcript has 7 exons. Gene Ontology annotation, biological process: protein transport. Gene Ontology annotation, molecular function: ubiquitin protein ligase binding. Lineage: Eukaryota; Metazoa; Chordata; Actinopteri; Toxotidae. Gene Ontology annotation, cellular component: cytoplasm. The record is from RefSeq and is a predicted model, not a curated record. The coding region runs from base 190 to 1398 and encodes 402 amino acids.
CCCCCCUCCGGUAUAAAACGGAGCGCAGACUGAACCGACACAAACAGUGAGAGCAGCUUCCGGUGUCAGCUCCGCUCACUCGGACUCAUCUCUGAAUCUUAUUCGUCACAGUUUUAUUUUGCUUUGACAUUUUUGAAGUUUCAUAUUUCAGCAUCAUCCAGCAGCCGCCGGCGUCGCUGUCGGUCCAUCAUGGUCCUGUCUUCGGUCAACAAGAUGAAAGUCUUCCAGCUGGUGUUCUCCGACACCGGCAGGUCCUUCUACAGCAGCGGGGACAAAGUGUCCGGCUCCGUGCGGCUGGAGGCGGCUCAGCUCUGCAAAGUGAGCGGCCUCAGGGUCUCCGCCGCCGGCUGCGCCCGCGUGGAGCACCGCGGCGGAAAGAACCGCAGGAGCCGCAGCCAGGAGGUGGAAUACCUGAAGUACGAGGAGGAGCUGCGGCUGGAGGAGCAGCUGACGAGAGACUCAGACGGCUGUUUCCUGCUGCAGCCCAGUAAAACCUACAGCUUCCAGUUCGGCUUCGAGCUGCCGGCGCCGGGGCGUCUGGUGUCGUCCUAUAAAGGAAAGUUCGGUUACGUCCGGUAUUACGCCCGGGCGGUGCUGGACCGGCCUUCCCAGCAUGCUUUGCAGUGUGAGAGGGAGUUUGAGGUGGAGGAGCCGCUGGAUGUCAACCGACCUGACCUGCUGGCUCCGGCCGCCGCCUCCAAACAGAAGAAGGUCACCUGUCUGUUCAUACCUGAUGGUCAGGUGUCCAUCACUGCUCAGAUUGACAGGAAGGGAUUCUGUGAGGGAGAAGACAUCAACAUCAGUGCCAAGUUUGAGAACACGUGUUCACGUAUUGUAGUGCCAAAGGCCGCCAUCAUCGCCAAACACUUGUACGUCGCCGACGGACACAGCAAGGUGUUGCGUCAGAAACUGUCGGCGGUUCGAGGAAACCACAUCAUCUCCGGGAUGUGCGACAUGUGGCAGGGGAAGACCAUCAGGGUCCCGAAACUGAAGCCGUCUUUGCUGGGCUGUGACAUCAUCAAGGUGGACUACGCCCUCAUGAUCUACCUGCACAUCCCCGGGAGCGAGAAGCUGACGCUGGAGCUGCCUCUGGUCAUCGGCACCAUCCCGUUCAGCGGCGUCGGCAGCAGGACGAGCAGCGUGAGCAGCCAGGCCGGGUCCCUGAGCAGCUGGUCCUCCUUCCCCUCAGCCCCCCCCAGCUACAGUAACAUCCACAGAGACCUGAGAGUGGACGGUCCUCGCACGCCUUUGCUCCACGACUACGACGGCGGCGAGGAGGAAGAAGAGGAGGGGGGGCUCUUCAUGAGAGCGCCUGAACUAUACUACCCCCCUCCCCCCGCAUACAGCGAGGUGGAUCAGGACUCUGUCCACCCACCUCAGGCUGUUCAUGUGUUCUGAGGACGUCUGUGAUUCCCGGCGGUUCCAGAGCGAAGCGGCGAGCUCGGUGACGGCGGCGACUCCGCGUGUUGUGGUUCUGUGUUGUGUAGGUAAAAACACGGGAAACGUUUUGUUGUGAUAUUUGCUGUUUUUCAGUCGAACGUUCUGAUUGGUCGUUUUGUACGACGGUUAAAAAACUGCAGUUGUAAAUAUUUUGUAAAUAAAAUCAGAUGUUUAUUUUUUUA